AUGUCUGAGUUGAUCAUUAUUCUGACCAAACAUGAGCUACUUUGUCAUGCCAUCCUAGCAUACCAACUCUUCUACUUUCUUGGGAUGCUGCAGGUUUAUGGGACCGUCUUCCAUAUGAACCAAGGAAAUCCUUUCAAGCUAAAGGCCCUAGUGGACAGUUGGCCAGAUUUUAAUACAGUUGUUAUUCGCCCCGAGGAACAGGAGAUGACAGAUGACCUUGACCACUACACCAAUACUUACCAAGUCUACUCCAAGGACCCCCAGAACUGCCAGGAAUUCCUCUGCUCACCAGAUGUCAUCAACUGGAAACAGCAUUUACAGAUCCAAAGUUCACAGUCCAGUCUGAAUGAUGUGAUACAAAGUCUUGCAGCCACUAAGUCCUGCAAGGUCAAGCACACACAGUGCUUCCUCUUUAUGAUGCCUGAGACAGCGAAGAAAUUGGUUCCUUCCUUGCUGGAUGCAAAGAACUUACCAGCCAAGGGUGGCAGAGCCAAGGCCAUAAAUCGAGAGAUGUUUAAACUCUCAUCCCUGGAUGUCACUCAUGCGGCCAUAAUGAAUAAAUUUUGGUCCUAUGGUGGCAAUGAGAGGAGCCAGAGGUUUAUUGAGCGCUGUAUCCGGACCUUCCCCACCUUCUGUCUGUUGGGGCCUGACGGGACCCUUGUGUUGUCCAUGAUGGACCAGACUGGAGAGCUGAGGGUGGCAGGUACUCUACCUGAGUUCCAGGCGCGAGGCCUCAUUUCUCAUGUCGUCGAUUCCCAGGUCCAGGCUCUGGACAAACUUGGCUUCCCCACCUAUUCCCACACAGACAAGAGCAACAAAUUCAUGCAACAAAUGAGUCACACUCUGCAGCAUGUCCCCAUGCCCUGUGACUGGAACCAGUGGAACUGUGUGCCUCUGUGA
This is a messenger RNA of Chrysochloris asiatica (Cape golden mole), 900 nucleotides long. RefSeq names its product glycine N-phenylacetyltransferase-like. The record is from RefSeq and is a predicted model, not a curated record. Gene Ontology annotation, molecular function: glycine N-acyltransferase activity. Gene Ontology annotation, cellular component: mitochondrion. NCBI's taxonomy places the organism in Eukaryota, Metazoa, Chordata, Mammalia, Afrosoricida, Chrysochloridae.